GUUGCGCUGUGUAUUGAAUCACCUCCGCAACACAUCAUGCAAACAGUGGGCAGCAAAAUGCCAUCUUCCCCAACACCAUUGCAGUACCUCAGCCUAAUGUUGGUGCCAUGCCUUCUUAUCUUGCAAGAAGCACGGGCGGCGUACCAUGGAGGGAUCUCAACGAGGUCUCAAAGCAUGGCCCUUCUCCACUGGAAAGCCACAAUAGCAAGCCCACCGUUCCAGAUGAGCUCUUGGAAGGAACACACAAGCCCCUGCAACUGGACAGGCAUCAUGUGCACGGCUGUUCACCACGGCCGCCGCAUGCCCUGGGUGGUGACCAACAUCUCCUUGCCGGAUGCCGGCAUCCAUGGCCAGCUUGGUGAGCUCAACUUCUCGGCCCUUCCAUUCCUCACAUAUAUUGACCUAAGUAACAACAGUCUCCACGGUGCACUACCCGUUAGUAUCAGCUCCCUCUCAGCACUUUCGGUUCUUACCUUUCGCGACAACCAGCUCACAGGGAAAAUUCCCUACGAGUUUGGUGGCUUGCAAAGUCUCAAGCUGCUUGUUCUGUCAUUUAACAGACUCACAGGACGUAUCCCUGCGUCUCUAGGCAACCUAACAAUGUUAACUGAUCUUGCCAUUCACCAAAACAUGGUAUCAGGUCCCAUUCCUGAGGAGAUUGGAAGGCUUGUCAACCUACAAAUUCUUCAGCUAAGCAACAACACCUUAAGCGGCAUGAUACCGAAAACCCUUGGAAAUCUGACCCAGCUAAUUGGUUUGUACAUGUUUGGUAAUCAACUUUCAGGGCCUAUACCCCAAGAACUAGGAAGGCUAGUCCAUUUACAAAUUCUUCAGCUUCACUCAAAUGAUAUUUCAGGUCCAAUUCCAAUUUCCAUAACCAAUCUCACUAAGAUGAACCAACUUUUUCUCUUUGAAAAUAAAAUCACAGGUCCAAUACCCCCAGAACUAGGCAACCUCAGUAUGCUACAACAACUUGCUCUCUACACAAAUCAAAUAACAGGUUCAGUACCCCCAGAACUAGGGAACCUCACAAUGCUCAAUGUACUUGUUCUCUAUACAAAUCAAAUCACAGGCCCAAUACCUUUAGAGUUGAGCAUCUUGAUGAAUCUACAGUUUUUAGACUUGUCCAGCAACCAAAUAUCUGGCUCUAUUCCUAACAGCCUAGGAAAUUUAACCAACCUAGAAGUACUAUCCCUCUUUGAAAAUCAGAUAACAGGACCAAUACCUAAAGAAUUGGGCAUCUUGCUGAAUCUUCAAGAGUUAGACUUGUCCGAAAACCAAAUAUCUGGAUCUAUUCCUGGCAGCUUGGGAAAUAUAACCAAGCUAGCAGCACUAUCCCUCUAUGUAAAUCAGAUAACCGGUUCCAUUCCCCAAGAGAUCGGCAAUAUGAUGAACCUUGAAAGUUUAGGCUUGUUUCAGAACCAAAUUUCGGGAUCAAUACCAAGAACUUUUGGGAAGUUGCAAAGCAUCCAAAAAAUGCAAAUCUUCGACAACAAAUUAUCAGGUUCUCUUCCUCGAGAAUUUGGAUAUCUCAUCAGCCUUAUUGAACUUGGGUUGGGUAUCAACUCCCUUUUAGGACCUUUACCCGCAAAUAUAUGUUCAGGUGGUAGACUUCAAUACCUCAGUGUAUCUUCUAAUAUGUUCGAUGGCCCCAUUCCAAGAAGUUUAAAGACAUGUACAAGUUUGGUUCGACUUCGCCUUGAGUCGAACCAACUAACAGGAGAUAUAUCACAAGAUUUUGGUGUGUAUCCACAACUCAUACAAAUGCGAUUAGCGUCAAAUAGACUCUUUGGGCAGAUCUCAACAAAUCUAGGUGCAUGUACGCAACUAAAAGAACUAAAUCUAGCACAAAAUAUGAUCACGGGUUCCAUACCACCAAUCCUUUCUAAACUAUCCAAUCUAGUAGAACUAACACUCGAUUCUAAUCAUCUCAUCGGUGAGAUUCCACCAGAAAUCUGUAGUUUAGCAAAUCUGUAUAAACUCAACCUGUCAUCGAACCAAUUAUCUGGAUCCAUACCUGCACAGAUAGAAAAGCUAAGAAAUCUAGGAUACCUUGAUAUAUCUAGGAAUAGACUGAGCGGAUCAAUACCUGAGGGACUGGGGGCCUGCAUGAAACUAGAGUCCUUGAAGAUUAACAACAACAAAUUCAAUGGGAGUUUGCCUGGUGUGAUUGGAAAUUUAGCAGGCCUGCAGAUCAAGUUAGAUGUGAGCAACAAUAAUCUUGGUGGUGCAUUGCCGCAGCAACUUGGGAAUUUGGAGAUGCUAGAAUUUCUGAAUCUAUCACAUAAUCAGUUUAGUGGCAGCAUUCCGUCCACCUUUGCAAGCAUGGUGAGCCUUUCAACACUUGAUGUGUCCUACAAUGACUUGGAUGGACCAGUUCCAACAACACGGCUACUCCAAAAUGCUUCAGCAAGUUGGUUUCUUCACAAUAAAGGUUUGUGUGGCAACAUCUCUGGCCUCCAACUUUGCGAUUCAACUCCAAUUGCAGCCGAUCACCACAAACGGAAGAUACUUGGUUUGCUUUUGCCAAUUGUUCUUGUGGUGGGUUUUGGCAUUUUUUCUGCAAUUGUUGUCAUAAUAAUGCUGAGUCGUAACAAGAGAAAACCACAAGAAGUUGUUACUACUGAAGGAAGGGACCUAUUCUCUGUUUGGAAUUUCGAUGGAAGAUUAGCAUUUGACGAUAUUGUAAGGGCAACAGAAGACUUUGAUGAUAACUACAUCAUUGGAGCGGGAGGAUACGGAAAUGUCUACAAGGCACAACUCCAAGACGGGCAGCUAGUUGCUGUGAAGAAGCUGCAUCAGACAGAAGAAGAGUUGGACGAUGAAAGAAGGUUUCGCAGUGAAAUGGAAAUCUUAUUACAGAUCCGCCAACGAAGCAUUGUCAAAAUGUAUGGAUUCUGCUCCCAUUCAGCGUAUAAAUUUCUUGUGUACGACUACAUUCAGCAGGGAAGCCUCCACCAGAUGUUGGAAAAUGAGGAGACAGCAAGGGAAUUGGAUUGGCAAAAGAGAAUUGUCGUUGUAAAUGAUGUGGCUCAAGCAAUAUCUUAUUUGCACCACGAAUGCAGUCCACCUAUAAUCCAUCGAGAUAUAACGAGUAACAACAUCUUACUUGAUGCAACCUUCAAGGCUUUCGUCUCAGAUUUCGGCACAGCAAGGAUUCUUAAGCCUGAUUCAUCAAACUGGAGUGCACUAGCGGGGACGUAUGGGUACAUAGCUCCUGAACUCUCGUACACAUCUGUUGUCACGGAGAAAUGUGAUGUCUAUAGCUUUGGUGUGGUUGUGCUAGAGCUACUUAUGGGGAAGCAUCCAAGGGAUCUAUUAGACGGUAGUUUGUCAAAUGGGGAACAAGCUAUGCUGGUGAAAGAUAUUCUGGACCAGCGACCGACAACACCAACAGCAACAGAAGAGAAUAGCUUAGCUCUGCUCAUCAAGCUGGCUUUCUCUUGCUUGGAAUCUUCUCCACAAACAAGACCAACCAUGAGGCAGGCAUACCAGACACUCAUCCAGCGACCCUCUUCUAGUUCCUCUUCCGUGCCUUUCAGUGCACUAACACUACAGCAAGGGAUGCAUGUUGACAUGUGAUCUGAAUUCUGGCGAGAAGCCAGGGACUAUCGUAGCGGAGGCCAACUUAGGUUCCCGCUUUAGACUCGAGUCACUCAUAUGCCACACAUAUUAUUACCUCCUGUAUGACACACGGGAUGAGUUGAUGACUCAUUCUAAGUCUAUGUAUUUGUAGAAAAUCUCCUGAUAUAGGAAAAUACCACGGUGAAAGGACUUCCAGGAAAAUUACCACACGGAGCUAGGUGCAGGAAAAUUACCAACAGCAAGGAAAACUAGUUGAGUCA
Messenger RNA from Triticum aestivum (bread wheat), 3845 nucleotides. RefSeq names its product probable leucine-rich repeat receptor-like protein kinase At1g35710. The record is from RefSeq and is a predicted model, not a curated record. Gene Ontology annotation, molecular function: protein binding; protein kinase activity; ATP binding. Bases 37 to 3582 code for a protein of 1181 amino acids. Lineage: Eukaryota; Viridiplantae; Streptophyta; Magnoliopsida; Poales; Poaceae. Gene Ontology annotation, biological process: protein phosphorylation. The transcript has 2 exons.